ACUCUUUUCAUUCUCAGUCGUUCUUUGAACAAUCAAAAAUCAAGUCGCUUCUACAAGAACCAACACACACACAACCAAAAAAAAGAUGACGCUCUCCAAGGUCGGCCUGGUGGGCCUCGCUGUCAUGGGCCAAAACCUCGCCCUCAACGUCGCCUCCAAGGGUUUCCAAAUCUCGGUCUUCAACCGCUCGUACGAGAAGACCCAGGACACUGAGCGCCGCGCCAAGGAGGAGGGCAACCUGCCCCUCGUCGGCUUCAAGGAGAUGAAGGACUUUGUCGCUUCGCUCGAGAAGCCCCGCCGCGUCAUCAUCCUCGUCCAGGCUGGCAAGCCGGUCGACGAGACCAUUGCCAAGCUGUCCGAGCACUUGGAGGCUGGCGAUUUGAUUGUCGAUGGCGGCAACGAGUGGUACGAAAACACCGAGCGUCGCGCCCAGGAGGUUGCUGCCAAGGGCCUGCUCUACAUGGGCAUGGGCGUGUCUGGCGGCGAGUCUGGCGCCCGCAACGGCCCAUCCCUCAUGCCCGGCGGCCCCAAGGCCGGCUACGACCUGAUGGAGCCCAUCAUCACCAAGAUUGCCGCCCAGGUCGACGGCCCGUGCGUCACCCACAUUGGCCCUGGCGGCGCCGGCAACUAUGUCAAGAUGAUUCACAACGGCAUCGAGUACGGCGACAUGCAGCUGAUUGCCGAGGCGUACGACAUUCUCCGCACGGUCGGCGGCUUCUCGAACGCCGAGCUCAAGGCCCUCUUUGAGGAGUGGAACCGCGGCGAGCUCGAGUCCUUCUUGAUUGAGAUCACCGCUCAGAUCUUUGGCGUCAAGGACCCCCACGGCGAGGGCGAGCUCGUCGACAAGAUUCUCGACAAGACCGGCAUGAAGGGCACUGGCAAGUGGACUGUCCAGACGGCUGCCGAGAUUAGCGUGCCCGUCCCCACCAUCUCUGCCGCGCUCGACUCGCGUCUCAUCUCGGGCCUCAAGGAGCACCGUGUCCAGGCCGCCAAGCUGUUCUCGCACCAGGCUCCCGCCGACCGUCUCGGCGGCCUCUCCAAGAAGGACUUGGCCGACCACGUUCGUCGCGCCCUGUACGCCUCCAAGAUUUGCAGCUACGCCCAAGGCCUGAACAUUAUCCGCACGAUGGGCGAGCAAAAGAACUGGAACCUCCAGCUCGGCUCGAUUGCGCGCAUCUGGAAGGGCGGCUGCAUCAUCCGCGCCGUCUUCCUCGACCGCAUCAAGAAGGCCUUCGACCGCGACGCCCUGUUGCCAUCGCUCCUCUUCGACCCCGAGUUUGCCAACGAGCUCCAGACCCGCCAGGCUUCGUGGCGCAAGGUUGUCUCGCUCGCCAUCGAGAACGGCAUUGCCGUGCCGGCCUUCUCUGGCUCCCUCGCCUACUUUGACGCCUACCGCCGCGAGCGCUCCUCUGCCAACCUCGUCCAGGCCCAGCGCGACUUUUUCGGCGCACACACCUUUGAGCGCACCGACAAGCCCGGCUCGUUCCACCAAGAGUGGGCCAACUAAAAAGGGUUUUUUGGUUUGUUUUGUCGUGUUCCAAAUCUUUUUGUUGCGCAACGAAUUUUUACCAAAGUCAAAAUAGUAGUAGUAGUUGUUGUUUUCACGUAUCGCGUGUUUCUGUCCAUGCAUUGUGUGUGAUGUGCCAGUCCA
Messenger RNA from Capsaspora owczarzaki ATCC 30864, 1651 nucleotides. RefSeq names its product 6-phosphogluconate dehydrogenase. NCBI's taxonomy places the organism in Eukaryota, Filasterea, Ministeriida, Capsasporidae. Gene Ontology annotation, biological process: pentose-phosphate shunt; pentose-phosphate shunt, oxidative branch. The record is from RefSeq and is a predicted model, not a curated record. The coding region runs from base 86 to 1507 and encodes 473 amino acids. Gene Ontology annotation, cellular component: cytosol. The transcript is spliced from 3 exons. Gene Ontology annotation, molecular function: NADP binding; phosphogluconate dehydrogenase (decarboxylating) activity.